Molecule: messenger RNA, 5015 nt
Organism: Odocoileus virginianus texanus
Lineage: Eukaryota; Metazoa; Chordata; Mammalia; Artiodactyla; Cervidae
Source: RefSeq, a predicted model, not a curated record
AGCUUGCGUUACAAAGUGAACGGUGUGAGGGUUGAGGGCUCCAGAAUGAAUGAUCCCAGGAGUACACUUAAUAGGAGCUCGGAAGUAGUUGGGACACAGAAACAUUGGUUUAAUUGAUCGGACAACCUCUUCUGAACACUAUGUGCCAGGGACUUAGAUGGACACUAGAGAUUCAGAAAUGCUUAAAUGGCCUCCAGAGAACGCACGGGCGUUGAGGGCAAGGGUUAGAGAUCUGGAAAUGGUUUCAUUAGGAUGUGAUACAACUGAGAGAUGCCAUUGUAGCGCUACAGAUAAUUCCAUAUUGUGUGUGCUUGGUCCCAAACCCACUUGUAUUUUCUAUAUCUUGCUAUGUUCAUUAUUCUUUUCACUGCCUCAGGCUUUCCCAUUCUUCAGGCUUCUCUCUGUCGAUGCAUUAAUUCAAAUAUUAAAAGACUACUGAUUCCAGAUUCUGUCCUGGGCAUAGACUAGACUACGUCAGAACAAAACAGAUCAUUCUUGCCCUUAAGAAAGUUACAUCCAGUCAGGGUGGUGAUGAGGGUGGGUAUUAGAUACUGAACCACAGAUGUAAUAAUGGCAGCAUAUAGUAUGUUAGAUGGGGAUAAGUACUUUGAAAACAAAAGUAGAAAAAAGAGGGAUCUGAAAGUGGGAAGAGGAGCAAAUUGCAGUUGAAAAUAGAAUGGUCAGUGUGGGCUUUAUGGAAGAAGUUGACAUUAGGGCUAAGAUUUUGAGAUGAGAGAGUUAACAAUUUGAUUGUCUAAGAAGAGCAGUCCAGAGUCAUCAACCAAUGAAAGACUCUAAAGUGGGAUUGUGCCUGAACAAUGUGAGGACCAGCAAGGAAGCCAGGAAUGACUGGACAGAAUAAGUGAAGGGAAAAGCAAUAGAAUGAAGGUCAUAAGUAAUGGAACUGGAUCAUGGAGGGCUCUGUACAUCACUAUGGACUUUGACAUUUACAGACUGAAUUGGGAAUCAUUAAGUCAUAAGCAGAGGAGAGACAUGAUCUGACUAAUAUGUCAGAAGGAUCACUCUAAUUGGGACUACACUGUGGGAGGGAACACAAAGAUACAAGAAUUUCUUUGAUAUUUGGCUAAAUGAAAGACAUCUGGAUUUUCAUGUUUUCACAUUUAGUCUGUUGUGACAUCAUGUAGCCUCUGGAAAGCUGUAUGCAUGAGUGGACAAGAAUGAAACAGGACCUGAGGUUAAAAUAUGGAUCAAGAAGGAAGUAAUUAUACUAGACAAAAAUUAGGAAGAAAUCUCCAAGGGGGUACCCGGAUUUGAACCAGGGACCUCUUGAUCUGCAGUCAAAUGCUCUACCACUGAGCUAUACCCCCACGCCGCGCCUUGGCUUGGAUGCGGCUCUUUUGGGUGUUGACACUGAUACACUAAAUGGGAACAGUAAAGUUCUGGCAUAAAGCAUGCUUCCACUGCGAGACCUGCAAGAUGACCCUCAACAUGAAGAACUACAAGGGCUACGAGAAGAAGCCCUACUGCAACGCACACUACCCCAAGCAGUCCUUCACCAUGGUGGCUGACACCCCGGAAAACCUCCGCCUCAAGCAACAGAGUGAGCUGCAGAGUCAGGUACGCUACAAGGAGGAGUUUGAGAAGAACAAGGGCAAAGGCUUCAGCGUGGUGGCAGACACACCCGAGCUCCAGAGAAUCAAGAAGACCCAGGACCAGAUCAGUAACAUAAAAUACCACGAGGAGUUUGAGAAGAGUCGCAUGGGACCCAGUGGGGGUGAAGGUCUGGAGCCCGAGCGCCGAGAUCCCCAGGAGAGCAGCUACCGGCGGCCCCAGGAGCAGCAGCAGCCUCACCACAUCCCCGCCAGCGCCCCAGUGUACCAGCAGCCCCAGCAGCAGCCGGCAGCCCAGUCCUACGGCGGCUACAAGGAGCCUGCAGCCCCGGUGUCCAUACAGCGCAGCGCCCCAGGCGGGGGCGGGAAACGGUACCGUGCUGUGUACGACUACAGUGCUGCCGACGAGGACGAGGUCUCCUUCCAAGAUGGGGACACCAUCGUCAACGUGCAGCAGAUCGACGACGGCUGGAUGUACGGGACCGUGGAGCGCACCGGUGACACGGGGAUGCUGCCAGCCAACUACGUGGAGGCCAUCUGAGCCCGCCGGGCACCGCCCGCCCCAUCCGUCUUCAGUGCAUUCCACAGCAUCGCGUCUGUCCUGGGCGUGACCUGUCCACCCUUCGGUGUCUCUGUUUUUUAAAUUCUGCAACAGCUUGUUUGUCCUCCCCCUCUUCCAGCUUCUUUUGCCAACCGAAGCCUUGUUCUGCCACUUUCGCAGCUCCCCUUCUGGCAGGUUUUUCCCUUGACCAACUUCUUGGUUUUCUCUCUGGAUGGAACACAUGUGAACCGCUCUGUGGGAGGCCAAGGCCUGUGGGGAUGGUCUGGGUGGGCGACCCGUUGGCUCCCAGGCCUCUGCCUUCUCUCUUUUCUGCCCCUCAGCCCCUCCUGCCCACCUCCUCAUACAUCCAAACAUUCCAGGACUGAGGUGAGCCCCAGACCCCCAGGACUCCCAGAGGAGGGGCUCCACACAUUCCCAGGAGUGGGACCCUGCUGCCCGUGCCCUGGGAUGGGGGUGGGGGUGGGGAGGGUGCUGCUGUUGUGCCAGUGAGGUGGGCUCUGCCUCUGCGUCUCAGAUGGGGCUGCCGGCCCUCCACGAGGUCCCCUCACCACCGUCUUCCCGCUCACGGUGGACAGAGGCGGUAAAGUUCCUGCUUUGGUGUUCAUUCAUCCUUCCCCACGGUUCCUUUUCACACUGUGAUUUCGCUCUCCUGCUCACCCGGGCCUGGUGUGGGCGAGGAGCUGGAAGCUCGGCUUGGGUCCGCGUCUCACCUUUCUGCUUUAGGGACAGCUGCAGGAAAGGGGAACGGGGUGUUCUCUUCACAGCCCUUUUCUCUCCUUCCCACUGAGUCUCCAGGAUCCCUGGCUUGCCUCCUCCUGAAAGAUGGGGCAAGGAAGCCUCAGGCCUCUCAGCCGUGCAACCCAGCCCCUGAGACCUAGUUAGAUGGGCCGCUCCUCCUGGGAAGGCAGCUUGGGGCCUUCCAUGGCCUCCCCCCAUCCCACACCACCUGAUCUGACCCCAGGGGGACUGGACUGUUCGAAGCCACAGCCUGCUCUGCAUCUCCACGACUUCCUUGAGGGGGAAGGAGUGGGUGUCUGCAGGUGUCUGUGACAGGCGAGUGUGCGAGCGAGUGUGAGAGAAGCAGCCAGGCUGUGGGCUUUCAGGAGGGUGCACAGAGGGAGGUCCUUGAGGGAGAUAAAUUCCUUAUGUUUUCUUUGGAAUGAGAAUCCCUCCUUUCCUUCUAUCCCUGGAUGGAGGAAGCCCACCACCCCACUUUCCAAAGUGCAGAAGUGAGGAGGGGGUGUGUACCUGACGGAGGCUGAUGUUGGGGCCUGUAGCGUGGUGGAGGAGUGGGGAGAGGAAAGACUUCAUGACUCCAGGCAGAUACUUUCCCCCCAUGUCUGUGUCCUGGGCUGUAGAUAGGGAGCCAGGGGACCCUGUGUCACCUACACUGAGUUCUCCCAUCUUCCUUCCCACCCUGCCCUUCCCCCAGCUGGCCCAUUUACCUAAAGUCUCCUUGAAAUAAAGGGAGAGAGGGUCCCAGGGCUACGAAACUGGAAGCGCAGACCCGAGUUGAGGAAGGGAAAGAUGGUGCUAUCUCCAAGUCCCUUCUCUCACUCGUGGGUGGCUGUGACCACCCUUGCCUGAUUUUAUUCAUCUCUGGGCUUUCCUGUCACCCUUCUGGGUCUCCCCUUCCCAUAUUUACCCCAAGGCCACUGACUCAGGCCCUGUUGUUGCCAUCUUUGCACCCUUGUGCCCUGCAGGAGAUGGAGGGGCCUACAGGCAUGUUUAACAUCUAGUCCUCACUGCUUGUGAGCUGGCUUGGGAAUAUUUACCCCAGAUCAGAGGUUUGAGCCCCUGCCUGACUGACCAAUCUCUUUCCCUCCUUGGCCACAGCCACGGUGAGGGUGGGUGGAGAGUCUUAUAUUGGGCAGUGUGGGGGAUGAGGGAGGCAGAGAAGGAACGAUUUUGGGAGCCGUGGGCAGACACUAGUCCAUUCUAUUUCCUCUUAAUCUCAAAGCACAAUGUGGAUUCUGGGACCAAAGGUCAGAGAGACAUACCCUGUUGGAGAACCUGUGGUUGGCAGGGAAGUGAGAAGCUGGGAAUGGGGGCUGGAGAGCAAGAAGUAGCCUGUUUUCACUCAGCUUAAUUUUUCUUCCAAAACAAGGCAAGCCAGCCACUGGAAUCUUGCUGCCAGCCCUUGGUUCCUCCCAUCCUAAAAAUAGGGGACCUUUUCUUACACACCCCCAGAGAGAGGAGGGACUAUCACACUGGUGCUGAGGGAUCUAGGGGCUGCUGAGAGUCCUUAUUCCUUUCCAGAAUCAUCCAUCCCUAGCAGAGCACAGAACCUGAGGGCUGGACCAAGUCCCUGGUCUUUUCUUACAGUUCACAGAGGGUUGUUUUUUUUUAGCCAAUCUAAUCCCAGGAAAGAAGAUGCAACAAAGCUAGAAUGUGAAUAUAACUUUAGUGGACCAAUAAUAAAAUGCAAGAAGCCCAAUGGUGAGAAAAGUGAAUUCUCUCAAUAUUGCUUCCUGUUUUCUUCCUCAUGUCCCUCCAGGGAAAACUACUUUAUUGCUUAAUUUCUGCCUUUUCCCCCCUCACAUAUGCACUUUUGGGCCUUUUUUUUUUUUAAAUAGCUGGAAAAAAAAAAUACCACCCCACAAACCUGUAUUUAAAAAGAAAUAGAAAUGAUCACAUGGAAUUUGCUUCUGUCCAAACAUUUCAUCUGUGUGUGUGUGCGUGCGUGUGUGUGUGUGAAGCCGUCCAUUCAUCUUUUUAUAUGGGGUGGUUGUCUUUUCUUGGUCUGUUUUGGUCCCCUCCCUCGUGGGCUUGUGCUUGGGAUCAAAUCUUUCUGGCCUGUUAUGAUUCUGAACAUUUGACUUGGACCACAAGUGAAUCUUUCUCCUGGUGACUCAAAUAAAAGUAUAAUUUUUACCUGCGGA